Messenger RNA from Chelmon rostratus (copperband butterflyfish), 3607 nucleotides. RefSeq names its product CREB/ATF bZIP transcription factor (gene crebzf). Gene Ontology annotation, molecular function: RNA polymerase II transcription regulatory region sequence-specific DNA binding; DNA-binding transcription factor activity, RNA polymerase II-specific. Lineage: Eukaryota; Metazoa; Chordata; Actinopteri; Chaetodontiformes; Chaetodontidae. The transcript is spliced from 3 exons. The record is from RefSeq and is a predicted model, not a curated record. Bases 217 to 1002 code for a protein of 261 amino acids. Gene Ontology annotation, cellular component: nucleus.
UGUCCGUCUGCUCGGAGUUCGUGUUGUCUGCAGUCGUUAAACCGCGUUAUUGUUUGCGAAGUGUGGGUGGUUGAGGAAGCUUUCCGUAGCCGGCACAGAUUAAUCGAAGGACUCGGUUCCAGGGGUUUAUUACUGCUUAUUUUUGUCAAACAGCACGGUGAGAAAUUACGAGAUAUCUUUAGGACAGUGUCCUUGGGGUCCCAUUGUCAAACCACAAUGAUCACCAGAAGGAGAGGCCGCACCAUGAACAACACAGAGGUGCAGUCCCUGGAGAUUGAAGUGGGAGAUUCAGUGGAAACUGACCAAGAUCUCCCAAGUCCGCCUCAGGGGUUCCCUGCUGACAGUGUUGACAGUGCUGGAAUAGAGCUAGAGGACCUGUUUGCAAUCGACGAUUUAAAAUGGACACUUGAAAGAAAUACCACGUCCCCAUUCUUCGACAUUGACUUGGAUGAUCUUGGUGUGUGCAGUGCCAAGGAUCAAGAUUCUGGGAUCGAAGCUUCAUUGGCUUCAUCUCCAGAGAGAAUGUCAUCUGCCUUAAAGAUCAAAAAUAGGCAAAGCCAGUCAAUCCACAUGAUCAACAAAAAUGCCAUUGCUGCCAGAUUGAAUCGUCUGAAGAAGAAGGAAUAUGUCAGCGGCUUGGAGAAGAAAGUUGGCACCCUGUCAGCAGAAAAUAACAUACUCAAACAGGAAAAUUCCCAGCUGACUAAGAGAGUGGAAGAGUUGGAAGAUGAGACCAGGUACCUGAGGGCUGUGCUGGCCAAUGAGAGCAUGUUAGCCCAGCUCUUGUCCAGGCUGAGCGGUGUGAAUGGGAUGAAAUUAUCUUCCUCACUUUUCCAGGGGCCUGACUCAAACGACCAUGACUACGCCUUACCCAGGAAGCGUGUGAAAGUGGAGGAGAAAGAGACAUCUGGCGGCGUGUGUCUGCAUGUGGACAAGAACCAUGUCUCGGUGGAGUUCUGCACUAAGUGUGCAGAAAGUGCAAGCACAUCGUUCAAAAUGUAGGGUCAAGUACCUAUCUCUGUUUUCAGAUAUUGAGACUGAACUUGAUAAGGCUCAGUGUACUGAACUUCUUGAGGGUGGAUGAACACUGUUGAAUUAGUUAAAUUACCUAAGAACUGCUCAGUGUCAUAUGUUUUUGUGUGAUGAUGGAUUGAGUACACGUUACUGCUAAACCUUGUUGACAGUUUCUUCUAGGUAAUGGUUGGUCCACCAUGCGGGAUGAGUGGCUUUCUGAACACCUUUACCUGCUUGACUCCAUGUGGAUUCUGCUGGUGGAAGGUGAAGAGGCUGGACAAGCAGCUGCCAACGCGGCCUGGUAUUUUUUUUAAAGGUAGUAUCGGUAACAAAUGGUAUACAUUAAAUUAUAUUUUACCAAUACUCCACAACAUUUGUAGCUGUUGAUCUUGUCAACGUAGCUCAUGCAGCAUUUUUGGGAGGCUGGCACUUGGAGAAAUGCUACUUGAGGCUUAAUAGUCUCAUAAUUAUGUCUUGUAUAUAUUGACAUAUUGGAAUGUAUUCAUUAAAUACAUCCAAAAUGAUCUGCUUUAAGUGGUGAAAUUGCCAGUUUGGAUCAAGUGUAACAAAAUGUAAAUGUGUAUAUAAUUUUGAAUAUGUAUUGUUUGAGGGAAAUGACCUUGAAGAAAUGUUGGACAAAUAAAUUGUAUUUUGCUUAUGUUUGAGUUAAAAAUAUCUACUGUGUCUUGUUCUGUACUUUUGAUAUUAAUGCAUCUCUCUUUUUCUUUCUGAACAGCAUUCUCUCUGCCGAUAAAGGUCUUACUUUUCCUGAACAUUUGGGUCAAGUCUGGUAAAGGUUGUCCAAAAAAAUGACAGACCUCAUUUGAUGGAAAUCCAUCAAAUCAAGUGAAAACGGGUCUAAUCAAUAAUCGAUGUUGGCGUACUCGGCACUAUUUGGUUAGCAGAACAGUUUCAAGUAUUGCAGGGAGUAGUGCAAACACGAUAAUGAGUUAAUUACUGGUUUAGUGCUCAUACACAGCUUCAGAUAGCGUUUCUCAUCGGGGGUUGGGGCUCAGUGAUAACCUGCCGGUUUACACCAAUGCGACUAUGAGACAGGGUAUCGUUUCCAUAGCGACGACUUUAUAGCGUGUCUGUUAACUUUCUGUUGCGCAGAUCUGUGCUGCCUUCACUGCAACAGGAUGUCAGAAUAUCAUAACAUGUCCCCACAUGAUGAUUACUGUGUCCCACUCGCUUUUCCCAAGGAUACACCGUGCACCAGCGGUGUGCACGCAUGUUGGAAUAGCAUUAGUUUCAUGUGCCAUUUCUCGUAAUAUCUAAAUUACUGUGUCUUACAUUCCUGUGUUUAAAAUUUUGAUUAAAAGAAUAGUCCUACAAAUCACAACGCAGCAGAGUACAAGAUCUACAUUUUAUUUGCUAAUGGCUGGUAGGGGACGAGGAUAAGAAGUAAGGGGAUGGUGGCCCAAUAAAGGCUGAGGACCAUCAUUCAGCACAAAGCUGUUGUCUUGUUUCCAGCUGUGCAUUCUGAGUCAGCGGACUAGUACACAUCACUGUGACUGUCCCUGGACAGUCAGGUUGGCAGGUAGUGUCACAUGGUCAGGGUCAUUUGGACAGCAGCAGUCAUAAAAUCAAAUGGCAAUUUUGGAAACUGGCUUUGAGUGUUCAUCCCCUCAUGUGUUUUAUCACUUCUGAUGCUUGGAAGACAGGAACACCACUGUUUAUGUGAUGUUCAUACUGUUGUUGCAUUAUUGAUUUAACAUUUCUAACCUAGAGACAGUAGUUACCAUGACAGCAAGUCAGACUUUUAAGCUAUCAAAGAAUUAUACCGCCAGAUAAACACAACUGCAGAGAUGUCACAAGGUUGCUCAGAUCUUAAAGACGUUCCCACAAACAGUUGCUGAUGCACGUAGAGUGUCUGAUUGCUCAUUGAAGUCAUGAAGUGCCGACCGGAACGGUAAACGAAUACUACCCGCUGGUUGUAGCAGUGCUGACAACUUUCACAUGAAUAGGCUGUUUUAGUUAAGCGGCGUCUUUGGUGCAUUCUUUUCAAAUACUGAGUGCAUUUAAAGCGGACAGACCCUUUGGUCAUGGUUUCAAUGCAGUUACUACAAAUUCACUCAAGACAAAUUGUACUGGAGUGAUUUUUACAGUGCACUCUUUCUUUGCAGCAAGCAGGUGUUGAGGGCUGAGAAGGGAUCUCUGAGUUCACCUCCAGCGUAUUUAUGUCGAAUGCGUUUGUGGAAAAGGGUUUUUUUUAGUCUGCUUGGUGUAGAAAUUAUUCAAGACACCAGAUUCAGAUAGAGAGCUUUGCUUCAUUUUAAGUGCUAAAGUUUUUUAGACUCCUUCACACAAAAACAAACGCUGAAGACAUGAGACUUAAGUAGCAAACAGCUGACGAAGUGUAGUUGCACAAUGUGUCUUGGACAUAAAAGAAGAUGUCCUCAUUCACAGUUUGCCAAAAAAACUAGAGGCAUAUCUGAUCUCGUGUUAUGGUAUGUAAUAAAGUAACUUGAUGGACAUUGUGGCUCAGAUUAGUCACUGUUUUAAAAACCAAUAGACAUUUUUAUUGCAGAUGUCAAGCUGUCAAACGCAGGUAAAUAAUAAAUGAAUAAAAGCUGCAUCUGUUAAAGUUCCA